Molecule: messenger RNA, 1907 nt
Organism: Bufo gargarizans (Asiatic toad)
Lineage: Eukaryota; Metazoa; Chordata; Amphibia; Anura; Bufonidae
Gene: FBXW2
Product: F-box and WD repeat domain containing 2
Exons: 8
Coding region: 161-1525 (454 amino acids)
Molecular function (GO): protein binding
Source: RefSeq, a predicted model, not a curated record
CUGCUGAGGGCGGGGCGGGGCAAAUGCAGAGGACACGCCCCUAACAAUAUGGCGCCUGUGAGGAGAAGGAGCCCGCGGGUUGAGAGGUGCUGCAUAUAGGACGUGUCCUCCUGUACGUUGAUGGGCAUGACGCUGUUUCGCCUGGACCUUCUGUAAACUUAUGGAGAAGAAGGAUUUUGAGACAUGGCUUGAGAACCUCUCAGCAUCUUUCUUCAGCCUCACCGACCUGCAGAAGAAUGAGACCCUGGAUCACCUGAUCAGCCUGAGCGGAGCCGCGCAGCUGCGUCAUCUGUCCAAUAACCUGGAGACGCUGCUCAAGCGCGAUUUCCUCAAGCUUCUUCCCCUGGAACUCAGCUUCUACCUGCUGAAAUGGCUGGACCCCCAGACACUGCUCACCUGCUGCCUGGUGUCCAAGCAGUGGAACAAGGUGAUCAGCGCCUGCACUGAGGUGUGGCAGGGGGCAUGCCGCAGCCUGGGCUGGCAGAUAGACGAGGCUGUGCAGGACACCCUGCACUGGAAGAAGGUCUACCUGAAGGCCGUGUUACGGAUGAAGCAGCUGGCCGGCCAUGAAGCCUUCCAGACGGCGUCACUUAUCGGACACAGCGCCAGAGUUUAUGCACUUUAUUAUAAGGAUGGUCUCCUAUGUACAGGUUCGGACGACUUGUCUGCGAAGCUGUGGGAUGUGAGCACCGGCCAGUGCGUCUACGGCAUCCAGACUCACACCUGCGCUGCCGUCACAUUCGAUGAAGGAAAACUCGUAACUGGCUCAUUCGAUAACACUGUGGCCUGCUGGGACUGGAGCUCAGGGGCCCGAACACAGCACUUCCGGGGCCACACUGGAGCAGUCUUUAGUGUGGACUACAAUGACGAGCUGGAUCUACUGGUCAGCGGCUCGGCAGACAACACUGUAAAAAUCUGGGCCUUAUCUUCAGGAACAUGCUUGAAUACACUCACCGGUCACACUGAGUGGGUGACAAAGGUCGUCCUAGAGAAAUGUGCAGUGAAGUCGGUCCUACACAGCCCUGGAGAUUACAUCCUACUGAGUGCGGACAAGUAUGAGAUUAAGAUUUGGCCGAUUGGCAGAGAGAUAAACUGUAAGUGUCUGAAGACUCUGUAUGUCUCAGAUGAUAGGAGUAUUACUCUUCAGCCACGGCUGCACUUUGACGGCAGAUUCAUCGUCUGCAGCUCAGCCCUGGGUCUGUACCAGUGGGAUUUUGCCAGCUAUGACAUUGUACGAAUCAUUAAGACCCCGGACUCCACGAACCUUUCUCUGCUCGGUUUUGGGGAUAUUUUUGCGCUUCUUUUUGACAACAACCACCUGUACAUCAUGGACUUACGUACUGAAAAGCUGAUCAGCCGCUGGCCCCUCCCUGAGUACAGGAAGUCCAAGAGGGGCUCCAGCUUCCUGGCUGGAGAGAUGGCAUGGCUGGAUGGCCUGGACGGUGGCAAUGAUGUGGGACUGGUGUUCGCCACCAGCAUGCCCGACCACAGUAUCCACUUGGUGUUGUGGAAGGAGAACGGCUGAGGGUUGGGAGCGGGCACCAGGUGGUCUUAGCCGGACGUUGGGCACUCUCACAGCGGAAUGUGCAUGAACCAAAGUUUCCCAUCAUGCAGCGCACAGUCAUGUCUGGUUUCUUCUCUCAGUUCUCUGGAUGCCGCAUGAUAAGUGGACGCCAUUAGGUCUUUCACCAGCCACAGAUGAUGAGGCGGCCGCCAUAUUGGUUCUGUGCAUUUCUCCUGCAUAGUGUUUAUACGUGUAAUCUAUUUUAAUACAGAAAUAGUCCAAGCAAUUUAUCAGAUGGGGGAGGGGAUCAGCCUAUAACCAGAGCGCAGGGUGAGGGACGAGCAGCCGCCCCUCCAUAGUGACGCCGCUGUUCCUGGCACAAUAAAUGCUCUGUGUAACCCCA